Molecule: messenger RNA, 5529 nt
Organism: Electrophorus electricus (electric eel)
Lineage: Eukaryota; Metazoa; Chordata; Actinopteri; Gymnotiformes; Gymnotidae
Source: RefSeq, a predicted model, not a curated record
GAUGGGCUGCUCUUGUAGUCUUGCUGAUCUGAGAUCUGUGUGGAGGGUUUGCGCUUUUCUUUGUCAUAUUUCUGUCCCGGUUCUGGCUCAGUUCAUCUUGCACAUCAUUCUUUGAAACAGUCAGGUCUGGCUUAGCAGAUAUUUUGUGCAUCCUCAAGAAAUGUCAAGACUUGGGCUUGCGUGAGUGUGAAGUGCAUUUAAAAAGACUGACUGAUUGCACUGUGUAGUGCUAGAACACGCUAAAGAAACCUCGUUAUUAUUUUUUAAUUGCCGAGAAGCAUUAAUACUACAUCACCCAGAAUGCACCAGUCUUUGAAUGCUGAGUGCUAAAACAUCACAAAGCUUUAGCUAGGACAUGGAGAGGAGGCAUCUCGGUGCUGCACAUACCGCGCACACUUCACACACCACGCGCCUCGCUGUGCACCUUCAGACCAAGCGCGCAAUAGCAGACAGCGAACAGAAAAGCUGCACGAUGCCGACAGUCUAAUCUCGCUCCUGAUUGGUGGACGCGGGGUGGGGGUUUGUCAGAAACAGCUGGAGCGCACAGUGGAACGGAGGCUCCGCACCGAGAGCUUGGAGACCGUGUGAAGGAGCGCAGUAGAGCACAGCUGAGCUUGGGCUCCGCCUGGACCUCCUCUCCCCAGGAGCGAGCCCCGGCAGCUGGACAAGGCAGCAUGCAGCGCCGCGUCCCUGACAGCAGCAGCUUCAACUGCCAGAGGUGUGAUGAGGAGGCGGUGUUGGACAGAGGUGGAACUCGCUCCAUGCUCAACACCAACUUUGAGAAGGAAGAGUUGGAAGGCCACCGUACCCUGUAUAUUGGUGUGCAUGUCCCUCUAGGACGAAGGUCACACAGACGACACCGUCACCAUGGACACCGCCACAGGAAGAGGUCACGGGAGAGAGACUCAGGAACCGAGGAUGGCAGAGAAUCUCCCUCUUACACGGACACACCAUCUCAGAGGGUGCAGUUCCUGCUAGGUAUGGAGGACGAGGACGAAGAACACAUCCCCCACGCACUCUUCACCGAGCUGGAUGAGAUCUGUCUCAGAGACGGAGAAGAUGCAGAGUGGAAGGAGACAGCAAGGUGGCUGAAGUUCGAGGAGGACGUAGAGGAUGGAGGAGAGAGGUGGAGUAAACCCUACGUGGCCACGCUGUCCCUGCACAGCCUGUUCGAGCUGCGCAGCUGCAUCCUCAACGGCAGCGUCAUGCUGGACAUGAGGGCUACCUCUCUGGAGGAGAUCGCAGACAUGGUUCUGGACCAGCACGGGACGUCGGUCGCCGUGGGAGACGAGGUGCGGAGGAAGAUCCGCGACGCUCUGCUCAAACAGCACCACCAUCAGAACCAGAAGAAGCUGGCCAACCGUAUCCCCAUCGUGCGCUCCUUCGCCGACAUCGGCAGGAAGCAGUCUGAGCCGCACUCCAUGGACAAGAACGGUCAGCCAGUGUCCCCUCAGUCACAGCCCUCCUGCACAGAGGCCAGAAAUGAAAGCAGUCGUGAGAACAGCACAGUGGACUUCAGCAAGAUAGAUCUCCAUUUCAUGAAGAAGAUCCCACCAGGAGCUGAAGCCUCCAACAUCCUGGUUGGGGAGCUGGAGUUCCUGGAGAAACCAGUGGUGGCGUUCGUGCGCCUCUCCCCUGCUGUGCUUCUCAACGGCCUGGCUGAGGUCCCCAUCACCACCCGGUUUCUGUUUAUACUGCUGGGUCCACUGGGGAAAGGGCCGCAGUACCACGAGAUCGGUCGCUCCAUUGCCACGCUCAUGACGGACGAGGUGUUCCACGACGUGGCAUAUAAGGCUAAGGACCGCAGCGACCUGGUCGCUGGCAUCGAUGAGUUUUUGGACCAGGUGACAGUGCUACCCCCAGGAGAGUGGGACCCUACCAUCAGAAUUGAGCCCCCCAAGAACGUGCCGUCUCAGGAGAAAAGGAAAAUUCCUCCGUUACCAAACGGAGUGACUGACCUCGGAGAGGAUGAAGAGCAUGGUCACAGUGGACCUGAGCUACAGCGCACAGGAAAGUUUUUCGGAGGCUUAAUCCUGGACGUGAAGCGUAAAGCUCCUCACUACCUGUCUGACUACACGGACGCUGUCAGCCUGCAGUGUCUGGCGUCCUUCCUCUUCCUCUACUGUGCAUGCAUGUCUCCUGUCAUCACCUUCGGAGGCCUGCUGGGAGAGGCAACAGAGGGCCGCAUAAGUGCAAUAGAGUCUCUGUUUGGUGCCUCCAUGACGGGCAUCGCGUACUCUCUGUUUGCUGGGCAGCCUCUCACGAUCCUGGGCAGCACCGGUCCUGUCCUGGUCUUUGAGAAGAUCCUCUUCAAGUUCUGCAAGGAAUACGGGCUGUCCUACCUCUCUCUGCGGGUGUGUAUCGGGCUGUGGACGGCCUUCCUCUGUAUUUUGCUGGUUGCCACGGAUGCCAGCUCACUGGUGUGCUAUAUCACGCGCUUCACGGAGGAAGCGUUUGCAUCACUCAUAUGCAUCAUCUUCAUCUACGAGGCUCUGGAGAAGCUGGUGCACCUGGGAGAAACCUACCCGUUCAACAUGCACAACGACCUCAGCAAGCUCACACACUACACCUGUGUGUGCACAGAGCCAACAGACCCAAGCAAUGCCACACUGCACUACUGGGAAGAACACAACAUCACCAGCUCUGAGAUCAACUGGUUCGGCCUGGAUGUCAAGGAUUGUGUGAAGCACAGGGGAGAGUUCCAGGGCUCCGCCUGCGGUCACCAUGGCCCCUACAUCCCUGAUGUCCUCUUCUGGUCCGUCGUUCUGUUCUUCUCCACGGUCGCUAUGUCCUCCUUUCUAAAGGAGUUCAAGACCAGCCGCUACUUCCCCACCAAGGUGAGGGCAGUCAUUAGUGACUUUGCGGUCUUCAUCACCAUCGUUACCAUGGUGGCGAUCGACUAUGCGCUGGGCGUGCCCUCACCUAAGCUCCAGGUCCCCAAUCAGUUUAAGCCCACCAGAGAUGACCGUGGCUGGAUCAUAAGUCCUCUGGGCCCCAAUCCAUGGUGGACUGUCAUCAUUGCCUUCAUCCCGGCUCUCCUCUGCACCAUCCUCAUCUUCAUGGACCAGCAGAUCACCGCCGUCAUCAUCAACAGGAAGGAACACAAGCUGAAGAAGGGCUGUGGGUACCACCUGGACCUGUUCAUGGUGAGCGUUAUGCUGGGUGUAUGCUCUGUGAUGGGUCUCCCGUGGUUCGUGGCAGCCACCGUUCUCUCCAUCAGCCACGUGAACAGCCUGAAGUUGGAGUCUGAGUGCUCCGCCCCGGGAGAGCAGCCCAAGUUCCUGGGCAUCAGGGAGCAACGCUUCACCGGCCUCAUGAUCUUUGUCCUCAUGGGCAGCUCCGUCUUCAUGACCUCCAUCCUAAAGUUCAUCCCGAUGCCUGUCCUGUACGGAGUCUUCUUGUACAUGGGUUCGUCCUCUCUCAGAGGGAUACAGUUCUUUGACCGUGUGAAGUUGUUUGGGAUGCCAGCGAAGCACCAGCCUGAUUUUAUCUACCUGAGACACGUUCCUCUGAGGAAGGUGCACCUGUUCACCAUCAUCCAGCUCAGCUGCCUGGUCCUGCUCUGGGUCAUCAAAACCUCCCGCGCGGCCAUUGUUUUCCCCAUGAUGGUGUUAGCCCUGGUGUUCAUUCGUAAACUGCUCGACUUUAUCUUCACUAAGAGAGACCUCAGCUGGCUCGAUGAUCUCAUGCCUGAGAGCAAGAAGAAGAAACUGGAGGAUGCCCAGAAGGAGAGCCAGAGUGUGAUGGUCGAGGAUGAAGGGAUUGUGCAGGUGCCACUUGAAGGGAAUUUCAGGGACGACCCUUCAACAGUCAACAUUUCAGAUGAAAUGACUAAGACCUCUUUUGGCAAUGUUUGGAAAAGCCUCAAUAAAGACAAUGGCAAAAAAGAUAAAAUCGCAAAAAGUUCUCCAGCAGAUGACUUUAGCAGAGCUGGGAACACUGAAGAAAAGAGGACCAGGGACUUCAAUAGGGAGACCAGUUUGUGACGUUACUGCAACAUUGUGUUGCUUUGCUUUUUUUAAAAAUGUUGAGGUCCCAGAAUAACAGUAUUGUGCCACUAUAUAGCACUAAUUUAUGUUUUACUGUGUGUCACUCUGUUCAGGCCUCAUCACAUGUGUUUUAUGUAUGUGAGUUCUGAGUGUUGAAAAAUACGUGUAUGUGAAGGAGACGAACGUGUGUUGUUAUCUUUUCCCUUUUGAAUGAUCCAAUUUAGCUUCACCUUUAGGAAUUUUACAUUUUUUUAGAUACUUUGUUUUAAACUAGUUGCAUUUUGUAUGUUUUGUAUAUUUUUUGACAGUAGAUUAACCUUUUCAAAAUCCAUGUCUUACAGUACAAAAGUUUAGUUCAUCUAAGAAAUUAACGUAUUUUCAUUAAAACAUCCCUUAGCACAAGGAUUACAUCUAAAUAUAGUAUACGAUAUUGGAAAACAGUAAAAAAGGUUAAUUAUAACAUUCAGAAUAAAUAUUUUCUGAGGGGAACAUCUAUAUCAUGUAUUCACAUCUUAAUAACUGUGUAGUAAAUGUCUGUCUGAACAUGGAAUUAGUACAUUAACAAUUUUUUAAGAAUGUUAACACGCUUCUUUGUAAUACCUUCGACAAUAACAGCGACCGAUAUUUUUUAAAGUAACUUUGUGGACUGUUGUAUUUUGUGAGGUGUUUGUUUUUGUUUUUUUUGUUUUUUUUUAAAGAUUUCUUAGUUUUAUGGUUCAAAAUACUAAACAUAAAACUUUACAAACCUUUUUAAUAUUCUACAUAUGGGCUGAUGACAAAUAGAUGCACUGAAUAAACUAGUUAACAUAUAUUUUGUAAAAAGCCGUCAAACCACAACAGUAUUUAGUGAUUAUAUCUGUUUUGAUCUCCAAUCACAUCAGUCCUACAGGAGAUUUCAUGUCCUGAAAAAAUUGAUUAUAUAACUGUGCAGGCCAGACUCAUACAGACGAGAGAUGCAAUAAUCCUUUUCAUAAGAGGGCAUUAUAUCAUGUAUAAACUAGAAAUAAAUGAGAAUCAUCUUAACAUGCAACGAUGUGUUUUGUUCAUGUGUAAUAUGUAGUAAAUAAAGUGUCUAUUUAAUGUAUAGAUACUAACAUAGCAGGAGAAGGAAGUGGGUGUUCAUCUUGAUGUCAGUACUACUGGAAUGUGAUACUUGCCAUGUUCUUUUCUUGCAAUAUGCUUUUGUUUUAUUUCAAUAUUGUCACUUGUAUAUGAAACCAGUCAGUUGAAGUGAAUUUAUGUUCAGUGACUAUGAAUUUAGCAUCAGUCCGUCUUCGGUUCUGACUGACAGUGGUAAUGGAUUUAUUCAUUAAAGAUGUACAUGUAUCAUUAUAACUGUGAUAUAUUUUCAACCUAUUAAAUGUGAAAUUAAACAAUGUAUAAAAACUUGUAGUUAUUUUGUUCAAAUUUAAAUAUUUGUCAUUAUAUGAAAAGGAAGAAAAUAGAUUUUGUAGAUUUCUCUAACAUGCCACUGUAUAACUACCACAUAAGACAUACUGUACACUUUAUAUAUGUAACAUAAAAUAUUUUUAAAAAGCUC